CUGCUCACCCCGCCCAUGUUUUAUAACCGACCAAUCAGAGAUGGAGUGGGCGGAGUCAGGGAUACCAGCGGAGGAUUCAAACGGAAGAUGGCAGCGGAUAAAGAGACAAAUGAAAAUACACAAAACAGAAGGGGUACGGUGUGUAACGUGGUGAUCAGCCAGAAUGCGGGGGGCUCAUGGGGCGGCGGUGGGGUUGGGGGCCGCCCGCCAAUCAUCUUCAACCCAGACUUCUUUGUGGAGAAGCUACGUCACGAGAGACCUGAGGUGUUUCAAGAACUAGUGCUUAGCAACAUCACCCGCCUCAUCGACCUUCCCGGUGCUGAGUUCUCUCUGCUGUUGGGGGACGAGGGAGGGCCCAAGACCCCCACGGGGGCCGGAGGGGGAUUCUUCCGCUCCUUCAACUUCCUCAAACGUAAAGAUAAGGAAGUGGUGUUCGGGACUCCUCUGACAGAGGGAGGCAUCGCCCAGAUUUACCAGCUCAUCGAAUACCUCAGCAAGAACCUGCAGGUGGAGGGUCUGUUCAGGGUGCCGGGUAACAGUGUACGGCAGCAGGCCCUGAAGGAACAGCUGAACAGUGGGGCAGACAUCGACCUGGAGGCAGGGGGCUUCCACCCCAACGACGUGGCCACCGUCCUCAAGACCUUCCUGGGAGAGCUACCUGAACCCCUCCUCACGCACCAACACUUCAACGUUCACCUCAAAAUAGCAGACAUGACUCUGUUUGAUGAGAAGGGCAACAAGACGUCAGUACCUGAUAAGGAGCGUCAGAUUGAAGCCUUCCAGCUCCUCUUCCUGCUGCUGCCCCAGGCCAACCGCAGCCUCCUCAAACUGAUCCUGGACCUGCUCUACCACACCGCCAAGCAGCAGGACAAGAACAAAAUGUCCGCCUUCAACCUCGCUCUCAUGUUCGCCCCCCACGUCGUAUGGCCCAGAAAUAUGGUGGCCAGUGACCUCCAGGAAAAUCUGAAGAAGCUAAACUACGGCAUGGCCUUCCUCAUCAAACACUCCCAGAAACUAUUCCGGGCUCCUGUGUACAUGAGAGAGCAUGCCAGAAUGCUCUUCACAGGAUCUAAGAGCCUGCAGACCAAGGAUGAUAUAGACCUGUUACCUGUGACUGGUUCCCCUGCCCCUGUUCCCCUGCCCCUGAAGAGGUGUUGGGCUGACCCGUCUCAGUACCUGUCCCCCUCCCAAUACCCCUCCUCCUCCUCCUCCUCCUCGUCCCAGGGCCAGCAGCACCACACAGAGGAGUCCCUGAAGGAGCUGUUCAGACACGUCUAUGACAACAUGCCCAACUCUGCCAAGAAGAAGAAACUCCUACUACAGCUUGCCAAACAGACCACCCCCGGCCCGGCCCCCCCAGGGACACCCAUAUACAACUAUCAGACCCCCCCGGCCCAGAGCAAGAAACACCCCCGCUCCCGCUCCUUCGGUGGAUUCAUCAAGAGGAGACAUAAGGGGGACCAACUGGCGUUGGAGAGGAGGGGCAGACACAUCUCCCCGGAGAUGGUUGCUGCGGCGACGGGACGUCAGGGAAAGGAGAACGUCGUCCUGCAGUCGGUGAACAGUCCGGUGACAGUGAAUAAUAAUACUCCAGUGGGGGUCAAGGCCUCUGAUAGCAUGGCCCUCAAUAGAGAGAGGGUACUCAAAGUAUCAAAGGACUCUCCAUCCAUCUCCAGAAUGUGUUUCUCUCCCUCCCUAGAAACCUCGAUGUAAAGGAUUGGUACUAGCAACACUGGACUUGUUUUUUUGUAUUUUAACUAAACUAUAUUUUAACUUUCUAAAGCUGUGACAAAUACAACAACAACAUUGGUCUUCUGCAAGACAUGGGUUGCAUCCCAAUAAUCUCUCCUUUCUCCUGAAGUGUGCACUUGUUCACUUCCCUCAAUGGGUUUGAAAGGAAAUGACUGGUAUAUCUAUAUGGAAACUCCUUCUAGCCCAUGCCUACACAAUCCAAUACUUUUACAUUUGUGGGGAGUAGUGAACGAGUGCACACUUCAGGAGGAGAGAUAAAGGAGGGAUUAUUGGGACGCAACCCAGGAAAGUACAAGACCAGUGUGGAGGCAGGGACAGAAGGGAGCUUUCUUUGGUCUGGUUGGGGUCUGGGUGCCACUCAUAACUUGAAACAGUUUUGUUAGAUACUUUUACCAUUGACCGCUAGCUAGCUGAGCCUACAUAGAUACUUUUACCAUUGACCACUAGCUAGCUGAGCCUACAUAGAUACUUUUACCAUUGACCACUAGCUAGCUGAGCCUACAUAGAUACUUUUACCAUUGACCACUAGCUAGCUGAGCCUACAUAGAUACUUUUACAGUUUACCGCUAGCUAGCUAGCUGAGCCUACAUGGAUACUUUUACUGUUGACCGCUAGCUAGCGGAGCCUACAUAGAUACUUUUACCGUUGACCACUACCUGAGCC
Coregonus clupeaformis (lake whitefish) is the source of this 2415-nucleotide messenger RNA. RefSeq names its product Rho GTPase activating protein 19 (gene arhgap19). Gene Ontology annotation, cellular component: cytoplasm. Gene Ontology annotation, molecular function: GTPase activator activity. Bases 16 to 1713 code for a protein of 565 amino acids. NCBI's taxonomy places the organism in Eukaryota, Metazoa, Chordata, Actinopteri, Salmoniformes, Salmonidae. The transcript is spliced from 12 exons. Gene Ontology annotation, biological process: signal transduction; regulation of small GTPase mediated signal transduction. The record is from RefSeq and is a predicted model, not a curated record.